AUGGAAGAACAAAUCCAAGCUAAGAUGGCCGAACUGGAAAAGAUGCAACAGGCUCUCAAUCAACAAAAGCUCCAAAUGCAAGCAGAGUAUAAGCGCAUAACGGAGGAAAGAGAGAAAAACAACGCAGAGCUGUUGCAGAGAUCACUCCAGGUAGCCCAGGCAACGAGGCCCGUCGUAACAGGUACGAUCGGCUCAAUGCAGCAAUUCACCUUGAAUGACGAUUGGACGGUGUGGCAUGAAAGGCUGGAGCAACAUUUCAUAGCGAAUGACGUGCUAGACGGAAAAAAGGUCGCAGUGUUCAUUACGCUACUUAGUGCAGAGGCAUAUACGUUGCUACGAGACUUAUGCUCGCCCGAUGCUCCCUCGAAGAAAACGAUAGAACAGCUUGCAACAAUCAUGAAAGACCAUCUUCAACCCAAGCCCAGCUGCAUAACCGAACGCUACAAAUUCAAGGAGAGACGACAACAAGCCGGUGAAAAUGUAAAACAAUACAUCGCCAGCUUAAAAAAACUAUCGAUGCAUUGUGAAUUCGGCAACAAUUUGGAAAACCAACUUCGAGACCAGUUCGUGUGGGGCCUUAAAUGUGACGCAACGAAGAAACGGCUCCUCGGAGAAAGAGACCUCACAUACCAAAAGGCCAUGGAGACGGCAACAGCGCUAGAAGCUGCGACUCGCGACGUUGCAGAGAUGCAAGGCUCCAGGAAUUCGACCGACGCUGCGAACAUCAGCUACAUCGCAAAACGAAAAGGUAAACAAACUCCAAACUCGCGAAGCAAGGCCGCGAUUAAAUGCUAUUGUUGUGGUAAACCGAACCACAAAUCUUCGGAAUGUCGUUUCAGAGAGUACGAGUGCGAUGUAUGUCAUAAGAAAGGACACCUUAAGUCCGUAUGUAAAAGUAAACAUAACGCAAGCUCUUCCAAGUCAAAAAACGAUAACGCAUCAAAAAUGUCGGGAAACAAUUCUUCCACGAACGCUUGUAAUUAUAUUGAUAACACCGACGAAUUGAACGAGCCAUUCGAGAGAAUGUUUUACUUAAGCGAUACGUUAAACAAAAUCGAGCCGUAUACACUAAGAAUGAAUGUCGAAGCAAACGAGAUUGAAUUCGAAAUAGAUUCCGGGUCGCCAAUCACCGCUAUAUCUGUUGGAAAACUAAAAGAGUACAAAAACUUAUGCGAGUUAGAUAUUAAAACGCAAACCAGAAAAUUUAAAAGUUAUGUUGACAGCCCAAUUAUUCCGAUUGGUACAAUAAACGUACUUGUAGAGCACAAUAAAGUAAAAAGAAAUUUAAAAUUGUAUGUCAUGCGCGGAAAUAGUUUACCAAUUAUUGGUCGUGAUUGGCUAACCGAAUUUAACUUAAUUGAACAAAGAAGCGAUGGUAAAAUUGUGAUAAAUUCAAUCCACUGUAUUUACGACGACAUAUACCGGGAGUUUAACGAUGUAUUUACUGAUAAGAUAGGAAAAUAUACAGGCGGCAAACUUACACUUCAUUUAAAGCCAGACGCCAACCCAGUGUUUUGUAAGCCGCGACCGGUGCCGUACGCUAUGAGAGAAAACGUGCUUAAAGAAAUUCAAAGAUUAACGCAUGACGGCUUAUUGACUCCGGUCAACAGUAGCGAAUGGGCUACACCUAUUGUACCUGUCGUCAAAAGCAACGGACAAAUACGCAUUUGCGGUGACUAUAAGAUCACGUUGAAUCCGAACUUAAUCGUGGAUAAACAUCCGAUUCCGCGAAUACCAGAUUUGUUAACCAAAUUAAACGGGGGAGUCAUAUUCUCGAAAUUAGAUCUAUCACAAGCUUUUCAGCAAAUCGAACUUGACGACGACUCAAGGGCGCUUACAACACUAUCAACGCCCGCUGGGCUUAUGUCAACGACACGACUCAUGUACGGUGUAGCAUCCGCCCCCGGACUAUUUCAACGCGAAAUGGAAAAAGUCUUGAACGGUAUAAGCGACGUAGUAUGUUUUUUUGACGAUGUGUUGAUUACUGGCGCGAACAAAGAAGCGCAUGACAAAACUCUUAUUGAAGUACUGACACGAUUGCGAAAAAAUAAUUUGACCUUAAAAAAGGAAAAAUGUAAACUUGGCGUCGAUUCAAUUGUAUUCGUGGGAUUUGUUAUCGAUAAAAACGGCAUCAGAGCCGAUGACAAAAAGGUCGAGGCAAUUCGGAAACUACACCCACCGUCAAACGUUACGGAAUUAAAAUCAUUUUUGGGUAUGAUCAAUUAUUUUUCUAAAUUCAUACAGAACUACGCGAGUUUAGUGAACCCUUUGUAUGAACUUUUGAGGAAAGAUACGCCAUUUACGUGGACGCAAAAAUGUGACGAGGCCUUCGAGGCUACAAAGAAUAUACUAGCAUCCCGCACGGUACUGAUGCACUACAGCCUGCAACUUCCGAUUAAGCUUACAUGUGAUGCCUCACCGACGGGCGUAGGGGCGGUCUUGUCACACGUGCUCCCAAGCGGAGAGACCAAGCCAGUGUCGUACGCGUCGCGCGCGUUAAAUAAAGCCGAACGGGGGUAUUCACAACUCGACCGCGAAGCACUAGCAAUAUUUUUCGGAGUAAAAAUCCACCAUCAGUACCUGUACGGCCGAGAAUUUAUUUUAGAAACCGACCAUAAACCCUUGACGUUCAUCUUUGGCUCAAAAAAAGGGCUGCCGCAAAUGGCGGCGAGUCGCUUACAGCGCUGGGCGGUUUUUCUUAGUGGCUAUAAUUUUGAAAUCCGGCACGUGCGCGGAGCCGAUAACGUCGUGGCAGACGGGUUGUCUCGCAUAAACAUGAAUGAACUAACGGACAAAACGGUCUCCGAAGAAUAUUCAUAUUUAAAUUACGUUGAAAAUGAAACCAACACGAUCGACGGAAAAAUCGUGCGUCACGAGACUCGACUCGACCCUACAUUGAUUAAAGUUAUGAAGCAUUUGAACUUCGGGUGGCCCAGUCAAGUGGACCCAGAGUUGCUUCCUUACAAAAAUAGAUGUAACUCCUUAACGAUCGAACAAGACUGUAUAAUGUUCGGGCACAGAAUUGUAAUUCCAAAAGCGCUGCGGGGGAAGGUACUUUCCGAAUUGCAUGCGGCCCACAUGGGUAUUGUACGCAUGAAAGCGAUAGCCCGAUCUUUUGUAUGGUGGCCGAACAUAGACGCGGACAUCGAGAAUGUAUCCAAAUCAUGUGCCCUUUGCGUCGAAAAUGCUUGUAACCCCCCCCGCUCUCCACUUAUAACAUGGAAUUGGCCAAACGGGCCAAAUCACCGCAUUCAUGCAGACUUUCUAGGUCCAAUCGAAAAUAAUAUGUAUUUAAUUAUCAUCGACGCUUUUUCAAAGUGGGUCGACAUGAAAAGAAUGCCAAAUAUCAAAACGAGCGAAACAAUAACUGCCUUCAAGCAGUAUUUCAGUACCUGGGGCUUACCGAUUAUGUUAGUUACCGAUAACGGUCCGUCAUUUACGGCAAAACCGUUUGCGAACUUUUUGAUCAACAAUGGCAUCAAACAUGUAUUAACUCCACCUUUUCAUGCAGCCUCAAACGGCGCUGCCGAAAAUGCGGUGCGUAGUUUUAAGACUAAAUUUAAGUUACUUAUGAAAGAGAGCGGCGAUAAGGACGAAGCAUUACUAAAGUACUUAUUCUAUUACCGCUCGUCGCCUCAUUGUACGACGGGAUGUUCACCAGCCGAGCUCCAAUUUAAUCGCUCCAUGCGUACCAGACUGGACCUAAUUCGUCCAGAUAUUCGCGAAAACGUCGAACGCCAACAGAGUCAACAAAAAAAAUAUUUUCAUGGCAACCGACAAAAGCAAUUCGAAUUAGACGACAUAGUCGCUGCAAAAGACUACCGAGAUAAUAAUUGGAGGCCGGCUACGGUUGAAAAUAGAUUAGGUAAUAAUGUGUACGAAGUGCGAACCAACGACAAUCGCAUUUGGAAGCGACAUAUCGACCAAUUAUGUACAAGCGGCGUAUACCCCUCUCAAACUAUAAUUAAGAACGAAAGCUCCAAUGUUGAAAAUACACCAUGUACAAGUCCUCCAAAGUCACAUCCUCCAGUAGAACUUAAUAAUAAUAAUAAUAAUAAAUCGGAUAAGUCGCCGGCCAAAGACCAAAUUGUAUCCACUGCGAUUGACCAAACUGCGGUCACUUCUCCACCUAUGAGCAACUCUCCAGUACCUCUGCGCAGGUCCACACGAGUAGCUAAACCGCAAAAAAUAUUGGACUACUCCGAGCUCUAA
Trichogramma pretiosum is the source of this 4212-nucleotide messenger RNA. RefSeq lists its product as uncharacterized. Bases 1 to 4212 code for a protein of 1403 amino acids. Lineage: Eukaryota; Metazoa; Arthropoda; Insecta; Hymenoptera; Trichogrammatidae. The record is from RefSeq and is a predicted model, not a curated record. Gene Ontology annotation, biological process: DNA integration. Gene Ontology annotation, molecular function: nucleic acid binding; zinc ion binding. The transcript has a single exon.